AUGCCCUACUAUGUGCCUCUCUCGCCAGACCCCAUAGCAUUCGCUCCUCCGGCGAGACGUUCAUCCACCACCGACGUCGGUCGAUCAGCAUCUGUGAGGGUCGAUUAUGAUGAAUAUCACACCGUGGUCAUUUCGGUAAGCAACGUUCGAACCCCUCCCCUUUUUACCACUGUUUUCACACAAUCCACCAUUCUUCACACCACCACCACCAUUGGCGCCGGUCCGUCUUCUACACGACCGCCGGCCGCCGCGCCUCUUCCCACACCAAAACCCCUUUUCCUAGCCCUAACCGUCCCACCCCCUAUCACCCCUCUAUCUAACCCCAUCCCACCAUCGAUUAACCCUACCACCACUCAACAGCCUCCUAUUCCCCUUCCCUCAACACCACUCGGCCCACCCACCAUACAUGGUUUUGACCUAAACCUUAGUGACACUAUAGGGGAGGAGUUACAGUUUGAUUUUGAAACCAAUGCCUCUAGCAAUCCUGAGGAUUUAUUCCCUUUUUCUGUUUAUGAGUCAUUGGAAGAACCUACACAACAACCCCCUCCGACUCAAACAGAGCCUGAACUUCCUGUUACGGAACCACUAGUUACUGCCCCCAGUGGGCAGACUGUGAGCACAGAAACCUCCUCUGGAAGUUUUAGGAGUGCAAGUUCCGAAUAUGUUAUUCCUCAAACAUUACACAAACCAAUGCCUGAAGACAGUGACUCUGAGGACGAGAUGGCCCAGGACUUGGAACAUGCUGAAGAUGUGGCCGACGAAGAGGCGGAGCAAGAGGAAAGGGAAGAUUUUGAUGAAGAGAUUCCUGAUGAGGAGGUUUUGGAGGCCAGUGUGCCGAAACCUUCGAAGAAGAGAAAGGCAGCGGCAAAGCCGAAGAAACAGGCAGCCCCAAGAAAAAAAGAAAGAAAAGGUGAUGCCAUUCCAAGAAAGGUACAACCGCAUCCAAAACAAUAA
Molecule: messenger RNA, 954 nt
Organism: Cynara cardunculus var. scolymus (artichoke)
Lineage: Eukaryota; Viridiplantae; Streptophyta; Magnoliopsida; Asterales; Asteraceae
Product: mucin-2-like
Exons: 1
Coding region: 1-954 (317 amino acids)
Source: RefSeq, a predicted model, not a curated record